This is a messenger RNA of Punctularia strigosozonata HHB-11173 SS5, 1364 nucleotides long. RefSeq names its product alpha/beta-hydrolase. Lineage: Eukaryota; Fungi; Basidiomycota; Agaricomycetes; Corticiales; Punctulariaceae. The record is from RefSeq and is a predicted model, not a curated record. The transcript has 4 exons. Bases 1 to 1284 code for a protein of 427 amino acids. Gene Ontology annotation, molecular function: hydrolase activity.
AUGGACCGUCCCCCCAACGCGCCCCCGCGCUACAAACAUAUCCUAUCUCAAAUCCUAGGCAUAUUCAUAUUCACCGUCCUUUCUUUACCGCUCGCAGUGCUACAGGUCCUGCGCUAUUGCGUCCCCUCCUGCCGUGUUCAUCCAACGUGGUCCCUGAGUCGACAUUUGGUCGUGGCGCUUGGACGAUCUGCGUUCGCGUGGACCAGCCGCUGGACGUUGCCGCGCCCUCAAGGACCAGCCGCAUACGAGAAGAAGGAGAUUGUCCACAAGCUCAUCGGGAAGGGCACCGAGGUUGACGCAGUCACCGUUGCCGGAGUUCCCGACGCUCUAAGAGUUGGCGACCUGGCGGUGGCGACUGGAACCGUCGGCUCCACCGAGGUUCCGGCUUUCUGGACGUACCAAAGUGGCAAAUGGCCAAGAGGCGACGAACUUGCAGCCAACGGGGAGAAAGUGAUCCUCUAUGUUCCGGGAGGAACAUGGGUCCUUGGCCAUCCCAUGCUCACCCCAUUUCCAUACUACCUCAGCCGUGCUGGACAUAGGCGCGUUCUAUCGAUAAACCAUCGCAAGGCGCUUUCUCCGUCCACAGCCGCUCCAGCGCAAUUCCUGGAUUUGCUUGCUGGAUAUAUCUAUCUCAUCCAAUUACGUUUCAGGCCUGAAAAUAUCACUCUGGUUGGCGAUAGCUCCGGCGGUCACCUCCUCCUCGGACUGACUCGUUAUCUUGCCGAACUUGCGGCCGUCGACGGUGCUGCCCUUACUGGUUCCCCGUCGCGUAACAUCGCGUUGCCCGGCGCGGUCAUGCUUCUGUCUCCCUCCGGUGAUUUGUCGCACGCUCCGUACUCCUCAAUACCAACGGAUUGGUUGUCGCCCUAUCUGAACAGAAUGGCGUAUCCCUCUCUGUCACGACAUUAUCCCCCAGACGCGCUACGUACCAACCCGUACUUCAGCCCGGCUAUCUGCGGCUCAUUCAGGUACCUGGCACAACCGCAAAGGGCACGCCAUAUUGAUGAUAGACGCGACGGUCAAAAUUCGCCAGGCGUUAGUACGGAUUCUGUCGCAGGGCAUCACUCCCCGGCGGUGCGGGUUUGGAUACAGUACGGGGACGUCGAAUUAUUGGCUCCAGAUAUCCGGCGCCUGAUCGAACGCAUGCGAGAAGACGGCGUUCCGUUGGAGGUUGACGAAGUGCCAGGUGGAUGUCAUUUGGACUCUGGGAUCGCGUUCGCCCUCAGAGAACGCGGGCAGGAAAGUAGCUGGACAAGACUUCUAGAAGCAGUGGAGCGUUACUGAUGGUUCGGGCAAUACUACUGAUGCAUAUAUUGUGUACAUUACUAGUUCUACCUUCUCUAUCUGACGGAUGAUAUGGAAAU